Molecule: messenger RNA, 5037 nt
Organism: Dryobates pubescens (Downy woodpecker)
Lineage: Eukaryota; Metazoa; Chordata; Aves; Piciformes; Picidae
Gene: MARCHF1
Product: membrane associated ring-CH-type finger 1
Exons: 9
Coding region: 295-1896 (533 amino acids)
Biological process (GO): protein polyubiquitination; immune response; antigen processing and presentation of peptide antigen via MHC class II
Cellular component (GO): cytoplasm; lysosome; late endosome membrane
Molecular function (GO): zinc ion binding; MHC protein binding; ubiquitin protein ligase activity
Source: RefSeq, a predicted model, not a curated record
UGGCGGCUGGGCGGGCGGCGGCAUGGGGCGGAGGGCGCAGCCCGGGAGGCAGCCGGCCCCGCCGCCCCGGCAGCCGGCUCCCUGAGGUUUCUCGGCCCUCCGCUGGAGAUGAACCCAGGAAGUAAUGUGAAGGGCCAUGUGAAUCUCUGUCAUAGCAGAAAUUUUCUAAAAGACUGCUUUACCUAGCUGAGCUUGGCAAAGCAAGGAUAUGAACAAUUAUGCAGGUGGGCUACUCAGGGGGAGUGAAGAUAUAAGGCAUCCAAACAGGUAUUGGCAACCUGCAGCACUGUAAAAAUGCCCCUCCAACAGAUUUCUGUAGUUCCAGCACGGGAGACUGCCAGCAAUGGGAGAAGUUCAAUGGGCAGAAACAAAGAGAAGAGCAAGGAAGUCGAGAAUGACAAAUCCCCAGGGCGUUCCACAAGUCGGUCAAGUAACAUUUCAAAGGCAAGCAGUCCUACUACAGGAACAGCUCCCAGGAGUCAGUCACGGUUGUCUGUCUGCCCUUCCACUCAAGACAUUUGUAGAUCUUCUGCUUUGCAUGAUUUGUCAGAAGAUGAGCUUGAACAUGCAACCCCUGUCAUGGUGCUGACUCCUUCUAAUAGGGAGUCUGGUAAGAAACAAGUAAAACGAAGGUUUAGGCGGAAAAGAGAGACUGGAGACAAUGGUGAGCAUACAGAAAAACAAGGAAAGGGGAAAGACUGUAAAUUGCAUCCUGAGCCUGCAAGAUCCAGCUGGAAUGCAUCUGAUACAUCAUCUUCUUCAGACGAGAGUCAGUGGGCUCAGGCUAGAAGGAGAGCAAGAGAAAAGGCCAGAAUGACCAGGAGAGGGAGAAGGAACAAUAGAUCAUGCAGUAACCAGGAUGGGUCCUCGAACAAUAAUGCAUUUGAACUUGUCAGCUUGGGAACAAUGGGGAAAAAGAAACAAGACGUGUCAGACCCUGAGAAUCCUACUUUAAAUCACCGCCAAAGGAGGGUUCCAAGGCUUAAGGAAUCACAGUCUUCAGCGUCAUCUCCGGAAGCAAGGAUUUCCUCAAGAAAAUGUGGGAAAAGCAAAGGAAAAAGCUGCUAUGGAGAUCGGCAGCCUGCAUCUUUCCUUAGACACAAUAAAGAUUCAAAGGACUGCUUUGCAGAGGCAGGUUCUGGCAGUGAUGCUCUGUCAGCCCCAGAUAAAGGAGCACCUGCUGGGGCAGGGCCCAGUAUGUCUGAUGCUGUUCAGAAGCCUCCAGUGUUGUAUGAUGACUUGUCUGAUGAUUUAGAAGUAUGCAGGAUCUGUCACUGUGAGGGAGAUGAUGAAAGUCCCCUCAUCACACCAUGUCGCUGCACAGGGACUCUGCGCUUUGUUCAUCAGGCCUGCCUGCACCAGUGGAUUAAGAGCUCCGACACGCGCUGCUGUGAACUCUGCAAGUAUGACUUCAUAAUGGAGACCAAGCUCAAACCUCUUCGGAAGUGGGAGAAACUACAGAUGACAACAAGCGAGAGGAGGAAAAUAGUUUGUUCAGUCACAUUCCAUGUAAUUGCAAUUACCUGUGUUGUUUGGUCAUUGUAUGUUUUAAUUGAUAGAACAGCUGAGGAAAUUAAACAAGGCAAUGAUAAUGGUGUCCUUGAAUGGCCAUUUUGGACAAAACUCGUUGUGGUGGCUAUUGGAUUCACAGGGGGCCUGGUCUUCAUGUAUGUGCAGUGUAAGGUUUAUGUUCAGCUGUGGCGCAGGUUGAAAGCAUACAACAGAGUGAUCUUUGUACAGAACUGCCCAGACACUGCCAAAAAAUUGGAGGAGAAGAAUUCUUCGUGCACUCAGACCUCAGACAUCAAGGACACAGUGGUGGUGCCAGUAACACAGACGGGUACAAACUCUCAGCUGGUAGCUGAAGAAACAACAUCUGAAGUCAUGCCAGUUUGACAGAGACAGCAUUGUUUCUUCCUUGCAGAGUAAGGUAUAGUGUUUUCUACACUACAAAUGCUAAAAGAGUAGAAAUGACUGUACAUUUUUUCAGUUAUAAAAACAAAAAACCCCCCACAAAACCCUACAAGGAAAAUGGAUACAGCAAAGCAACUUGUUACUGUAUGAAAUGUGACUGUUUGUGAAGUAGUUGAUCAACUAGUCAGGCAAGUGUAGUGAAAGUGGAAAUGUAGAAAGUGCAAUAGAGAACAAGUUUAACAUACAAUGCCAAACCAAUGUGACAAGAGUAAUUUUAUUUUUUUUAAUUGGAUUGCUGGGAAAGUAAAAACAGACCCGAUAUAAUCCAUUUUGUUUACAGAAAACAAAAACCUUUCAUCUAUUUACUAGUGAAAGAUCUAUUUGCUACUUACCUUCUUAAAGAUACCCUUCCAAAGGGUACCAAUCGAGUUACAAGCAUUAACUGAACCCAAGUAUAAAGAGCUGUAUCACAGCGCUCCCUCUCUAUGCCUCACACAGCAGCACACGUUCAUGUGACUGCAGUGCAGCCUGAAUGUUUGGGCAGCUGUGUCAACCAAGGAUAUCUCAAACAUUUGAAGGGUAGCACUGUUUUUAAAUAUGCCUCAAUUUUUGUAAAGUAAGCAAUUCCAACCAGUAUGGAUACAUACGUCUCCAUAAACUACAGAUACUCUGUUUAGCUGCCAGCAAAGUAAGUAAGGAGAGUAUAUAGACAGGUAUCUAGAAGAGCAGCUCAACUGUUUAUUUUGCUUUGUAAGAGUGAGAGAUAUAAAUUGGAUAUGCAAACUUUUGAGGCAAAACUAUGAAAGAAAAAGCAGUUUACUGCAGACCACCAAAAAGUAAGCUGCAUUAUUGUCAAAGGUCUGCAAAAUGCUGACACACACAGAAGAUGGAAGCCAUUGUUGGUUUUAUUUUUUAAGAUUCAUGAUACAGAAAGGUAGAUGUAAGAGAAUAUACCUACAUAUCUUAAGAGAACAUUAGUUAUUAUCCCCUUGUUCUGAAAAGUUAGUCUUUAUCUUCCUGACUUAAAAAAAAAAAGAAUCAAUGGUUUCCCUCUGUACAGGUAAACUUGAGGUGUUAGAGAUUCAACAGUUCAGUUGUUAACUCUGUGUUUUGAGCAUUCUCACAUAAAAAUGAAGUGUGAAUAGCAUUAAAGGGUGCAAUAGAUAAAUGAAUGUAGAUAUAAUUCUGUGUCCAACAGGGUGAAUUACAUAUUAAUAACCAAUUUUGUGAUUUAUUUCUCAUACCUGUGAUGUUUACCAUCAGGACACAACAGCAAGUGUUGUCUUGGAGUAGCCAUGUACUGGCAUGGACAGGUCUGGGGCCUGACCAUUAUGUAUAUUUUAAAAAAAGUAAUGUUAAAAGUUCUUUUUAUGAUCUUGUAUUUAGGCAAAGGAGGAAAAGCAAACAAGCAAAUAAAGAACCAGGGUAAAGAGGAUGGCAGAGCACAGGUUCAUCCAAAGGGGGAAAUCUACCACAAUUACAGGUGAUCUAGACUUCUACAGAGUUUGUAAUGGUAAAUUUCCUCUGCAAACACUCAAAUAUCUACAAUUACAUAACAAUCAUCCCAUUCUUGCAAUAUCCAGGCUGCUGAGCUGAAUGUGUAUUGAAGUUUAUAUAUAUAUAUAUUGCAUUCCUUUGUGAAUGUGUUUACCAGCUUACAGCUCAGGGAAUACUGGAAGUAGCAGUAUUAGCACGAAAUGUGUCUUUUUAUCAGACUAAUAUGUUCUUUUGUAUUGAAAUUGCUCAUGUAAUGUGGCUGUGACUAAGUGAUUGUCAGCGGGCUAGACAGAACACAAUCUGUGCCUGAACAGGUCCUAAAUCCCUAUUAGUAAUUUGCUCUAACUUACUCCAGGUGAGUCAAUGCUUACGUCUUUUCAUAUGACAUGCACUUUUCAGAUAAAGUAACUUUCCAGUUAUACAACUGCAAAUUGGAAUUGUAUCUUCUCAUUUGAAAUGACAGGCAAGAGUAAUCAAAUAAUUUCUCUGUUUAUAAUUGUGGAGGAGACCUCAGGUGGUCUGCAGAAAGCAGGGGCAGUACCCAGGAAUGGGAAUGCUUUGUAACUGCACAUCUUUAAGGAAGUCUGCAAAGGCAUGGCUUUCGAAAAGUGCAAAUUUCUUGUUGAAAAGAAAACCUGGUAUCUGACAUGAGACACUUAAAAUUACUAGCUUCAUCUAAAUGUUUUAAAUUAUGUUUACAAUAAAACCUGAUGAAUCAUAGCAAAACUGACUGACAAGGAACAUUUUUAUAGAAGAUAAUUAAGAGCUUUUUGAAAUAAUCAGAAAGUUCCUUUUUAAGUGGCAGUAACCCUGCUUUUUUAGCUAUCUUUUUCUUUGACCAGCUGUAGCCUCAUAACCCUUCUGUGAAAGUACUGGAGACUAAUUCCUAUUGAUUUCUUGAACAAGUAUAAAAGUCAGUUAAAAAAACAAAACCAAAAACAUCUGGGGCUUCUGAAAGAUUUGUCACAUCCAUCAAAAUUAGAGUUGGCAACAGAACAGACAACUGCAAAAAUUCUGUACUAGCACCUUCUACUUCAAAACACUGUUUUAGCACAUAGCUACAUGUGUGCAUCUGAGCUUACAGUUAGUUAUCACAAUGGAGCAAGACUUCAGUUGAAAUUCACCCUCUCCCUCCAAAAUACUAAUUCGGACAGCAGGAAAAGGAGACAGACAGUGAGACAAGUUAGCAAGAGAUUACAGCAGGCUUGAAGCAAUCUUUAACCUUUUAAAGCAUUACAGUAUUAGCCUGUGCAUCCCUUUCCUCUUCUUAAGUGCACUGGAUAUUUUACGGCUUUCAGGAAUUUCACGUAGGAUUGGAACUUGUGUCCGAAGCAGGGUGCAACCUCUUUGAGACAGCAAGGAGCUGUUCACACCAACAUGCCUUGGAUACAGCGUGCACAAACAAGGUGCACAAAUACAGACACUAGGCAGCUGUUUAUCAAUCAACACUUUUUCAUCCCCACCCAAAGCACAAUUUUCUGUAUCAGUUUAAUAACUAUAGGAUUCAUUCCUGCGAAACCACUAUACUGACAGUUUUUAAAUAUAUUCAAAGACUUUUAAAUAAAAAAUGAUGUAUCAAAAAAAAAUCUGUAUCAAACUCCUUGUGUAGCCACCAAGCAACUCGGG